UUCAACAUGGAGAGUGGAGCAGGAAAGCACUGGACUGAGGAAGAGGUUAAAGCUUUGCUAAGUGUCUGGGCAGAAAAAAAUAUACGAGAACAACUUUAUGGGACACUGAGAAAUAAAGGAAUAUUUAUUUACAUUGCUAAAAGGCUGCGGGCACUAGGAGUAUACAGAGAUUGGAAACAGUGCCGGGCAAAGUACAAAAAUCUCAAAUAUGAAUACAGAACAGUUAAAUAUGCCCACAACUCUGGAGACAGCUCUAAAACCAUGAAGUUCUUUCAUGAUUUGGAUGCCAUCCUGCAGUAUGAACCUGCCACACCGUUAACAGAGGAAGAUGCAAGUGACAGGUGCCUGGCAACGCUGAGCCCAAGUACAGCCCCAGAGACCACCGAAGGCAAAAUGUCAGUUACAUCAGAAGACAAGGAAGACACCUCAGGAAAUCCUUUACUUUUGGUUUCUCAAGUCAGACCAAUGGAACUAGGUGACUCUACAGCAAUAAUGGAACCCCCUAAUAAUCCAACUGUCAUUCCAACUGUAGCAAAUGAAGGAGGAAAACACUGGACUGUGCCAGAAGUCAGGGCUCUAAUAGGCAUCUGGUCUGAUCAAGGGAUACAGCAACAACUAGAGGGAACAAUGAGAAAUAAACGGAUAUUUGAACAAAUUGCUGCCAAGCUUCAGAAACUUGGAAUAGAGAGAGAUUGGAAGCAGUGCAGAACGAAGUACAAAAACUUAAAACAUGAAUACAAGAUUGUAAAAAUGGCUAGAGACCUAGGCAUGGCUAAAAGCAUGAAAUUUUUUACUGAGUUGGAUGCUAUUCUGGGACACAAGAAAACAGAAAACUCACAACAGGAAUCCCAAGAUGAAGAGCAAGCCACAGGAUGUGCCCAUGUAAAGAUGGAAGAGGAUCAGACAGUUAUUGCUGGAGAUGCAGCUGAAGAUGACUUGGUCAGUAAUAUGUCAGAAGACCUACGAGAGACAUAUAUGAGACAAAGCCCUUGCACAGAGGAAGACACUGCAAGUAAUGCCUCAGAUGAGGUGGGCGGCCUCACAGUGCCACACGGUAUCCCUGGGUCAGAAUUAUUUGAAAAUCAUACCAAAAACCCAAGAACUUUGAGCAUCAAGAGAAAAGCACUUGAAGAUGAACCGGCAUCUGUAUCUCUUAAGAAAACUGCUUCUGAGACCGCUGCAAAUCAGUUUCCUCAAAGAACAAUAGAACCAAAAGAUUCUUCAGAAUAUUUCUGCAGUCAGGAGACUCCCUACGUGACCCAACUUCAUCAGAGUCCUGCGUCUCUUCCCAGCGCGGCCGAAGCUCCCGGACCACUCCGGACAAUGGCGGCAGUCGAAGUACUGAAGAUUGGUAAAAAACUCUAUGAGGGUAAAACAAAAGAAGUCUAUGAAUUGUUGGAUAGUCCAGGAAAAGUCCUCCUGCAGUCCAAGGACCAGAUUACAGCAGGAAAUGCAGCCAGAAAGAAUCACCUUGAAGGAAAAGCUGCAAUCUCAAAUAAAAUUACCAGCUGUAUUUUUCAGUUGUUACAGGAAGCAGGUAUCAAAACUGCUUUCACCAGAAAAUGUGGGGAGACAGCUUUUGUUGCACCGAAGUGUGAAAUGAUUCCAAUUGAAUGGGUUUGUAGAAGAAUAGCAACUGGUUCUUUUCUCAAAAGAAAUCCUGGUGUUAAGGAAGGAUAUAAGUUCUACCCACCUAAAGUGGAGAUGUUUUUUAAGGAUGAUGCCAAUAAUGAUCCACAGUGGUCUGAGGAACAGCUAAUUGCUGCAAAUUUUUGCUUUGCUGGACUUGUUAUAGGACAAACUGAAGUGGAUAUCAUGAGUCAUGCUACGCAGGCUAUUUUUGAAAUACUGGAGAAAUCCUGGUUGCCCCAGAACUGUACACUAGUUGAUAUGAAGAUUGAAUUUGGUGUUGAUGUAACCACCAGAGAAAUUGUCCUUGCUGAUGUUAUUGAUAAUGAUUCCUGGAGACUCUGGCCAUCAGGAGAUCGAACUCAGCAAAAAGACAAACAGUCAUAUCGUGAUCUCAAGGAAGUAACUCCUGAAGGGCUGCAGAUGGUAAAGAAGAAUUUUGAGUGGGUUGCAGAAAGAGUAGAGUUGCUUCUGAAACCAGAAAGUCAGUGCAGGGUUAUAGUAUUGAUGGGCUCAACCUCUGAUCUUAAUCACUGUGAAAAAAUUAGGAAGGCUUGUGGAGAUUUUGGCAUUCCAUGUGAACUUAGGGUCACCUCUGCGCAUAAAGGACCAGAUGAAACUCUGAGGAUUAAAGCUGAGUAUGAAGAAUCUUUAAGGUGCUCUAGGAGCUUAUAAAAGAAUGGAUCAGAGAGAAAAAAUUGAAAAUGCAAGCAUGGGAGGAAAAUGAAGACUAGAAUUAGUCCUUACCUAAUCCCCUCAAGCACUGUUUCUAGUACCCUGUAACAGAAAAUAGACCUCACAUCAAUUACAGAAGAAAGGGCUGAGGUUGAAGCUGCAGGUCCUCUCAGGUAUCUCUAAUGGUCGGCCUUUCCUGGGAGACAGUCAAACAUGAAAUGAAGGAACAAUUUCAGAAUUUAGUAUAUAAAAGAAAUGUCUUGAUGGGAUAGCAUCUAAAAUAAGGAGCGCUAUAGACUGGAAUGAUUCUCAACUGGAGAAAAUAUUGGUUGUAUAUUCCUUCUAAAGGUAGUUGCUAUAGGAGUACAGUUACUGAAUUUUUAAGAGCUUUUUUUGGGAGGUGGGUGGAGGCCAGACCCCUACAAUAAGCUAAUAAAAACCAGGUCUCUUUCUCUUCAGAAAAAUGCAAACAUAAAAUUUUGGAUUCCAAGUAGACUGCUGUAGGAAACAAAUAACUUAGGAAUUUAUGAAAGAAUAAGAUGUUUAUGAGAUGUGAGAAAAAAUUUAUUGAAGAGUCUUAAAUAUUGGGGUACUCUGUUAUUGAAUUCAGUUCCUUAAGAAGUGUCCCUCAACCUCUAGUGUCUGUUAACUGCGUGUCUGCCAUACCCUGCGGGUCAGGUGGUGUCAUUCUUUGCUUCGGUGAGCCAAAGCAGCAAUGGUAGCAAGGGCCUUUGAACAUUCCCUCUCUCACACCCGUGUGUUAACACCUCCUUAAUGCUACAGAUCUCAAAGAUGGUCAGAACUCUUCUUGCCACUUCAUUGCUUGACAUCCAGUAAGUGGCAGGAUGAACCUUGUAUUUUGAAUAUAUAUUUAAUAAUAGUGUCUUAAUAUAGUGCUUUAUCUAGAGACUCCUGUUAAAGGAACUCAGGGAGUUACUACACAGGGACCCCUUUUUUUAAAAACUAUGUUGAAAUCUCUUUUGAGUGCUUAGUGUAAUUA
Molecule: messenger RNA, 3304 nt
Organism: Dama dama (fallow deer)
Lineage: Eukaryota; Metazoa; Chordata; Mammalia; Artiodactyla; Cervidae
Gene: PAICS
Product: phosphoribosylaminoimidazole carboxylase and phosphoribosylaminoimidazolesuccinocarboxamide synthase
Exons: 15
Coding region: 7-2304 (765 amino acids)
Biological process (GO): 'de novo' IMP biosynthetic process
Molecular function (GO): phosphoribosylaminoimidazolesuccinocarboxamide synthase activity
Source: RefSeq, a predicted model, not a curated record